Molecule: messenger RNA, 335 nt
Organism: Gilbertella persicaria
Lineage: Eukaryota; Fungi; Mucoromycota; Mucoromycetes; Mucorales; Choanephoraceae
Product: acyl-CoA-binding protein
Exons: 4
Coding region: 23-277 (84 amino acids)
Biological process (GO): fatty acid metabolic process
Molecular function (GO): long-chain fatty acyl-CoA binding
Source: RefSeq, a predicted model, not a curated record
UCUCUUUUUCUCUUUUUUCAAUAUGCCUUCUGAUAAAUUCAACACUGCUGCUGAAGAAGUUCAAAAGCUCGCUACUAAGCCUUCUAAUGAUGAACUCUUGAAGCUUUAUGCUUUGUUCAAGCAAGCUACUGUGGGUGACAACACUACCUCCAAGCCUACUUUUGAUAUCAAGGGUCGUUACAAGUGGGAUGCUUGGACUGAAGUGAAGGGUCUUUCUCAAGAAGAAGCUGAGCAAAAGUACAUUGCUCUUGUUGAAGAACUCAAGGCCAAGCAAUAAUUCUUUUUUAUUUAUUUAUUUGUCAUAAUAAAUACACCUUUUGUUUGAUCCAAUCAAA